GAGAAGCUUUGCCGCUUGCUAGCUUGUGGGCUACAAUAAUAGCUUGACGGAUCGGUAAAAUAGUGGAUAUGGAGGUUGAUGAGCAUGAGGUGAUGACAUUGGAGCUUCAAGACUUCAGACAGCCAGAAAAUUCUACAAAAUACAUGCAUACGGUAAGAUAUGAGCCUUCCCCAUCUGCAAUUGAAACCCACAGCAAAAUAAGACAUUGCACUGAUGGUCUGGACGAUGACAAUCUACAAAAGAAACCUGUGGUUGUUUUGAGACGGCUUCCUGAGUUCACAGUCAAUGCCCUUCAACCACCAACACCUCAGCAGUUCUACAGCGAAGCGGAGUCCCCCGGCAGCUCCGACUCCGACAUGCUGUGGGAACCAGUAGACGAUUCAGGAGACUCGGAUUUUGGAGUUUCAAAAAAGAAAAAUUCAAACAAACAGAAAAGUUCAAAACACAAAAAGAUGAAAGGAGCGACAGUGCCUCCACCAACUGUGAGCAUCAACAACAACAGCAGUAACAUUGCCAGCGGCAGCAACAGCAAUAACAUUGCCAGCAACAGCGGCAGUAACAGCAGCAAUAACACCAACAAAGCUGUUGAAGCAGCUCCCAUCAUAGUGUCAUCAGCUUUUGCCAGCAACUCCAACGAAACGAGAAAAGUUAGGCCUGAUUUACCGGAGGUAGAGAUUACGUUGAACAUGGCAGUCCUGGCCAGGAGGAGAGCCAUGAGGUGGCAACGAGGCAAGAUAGUAGAGAUUAUUAACAAGGAUGAUGGACGGGUAAAGUACAAAGUGAUUUUCGAUGAAAAGGGGAAGAGUUUGGUAUCAGGACACCACAUCGCCAGCGACACCAACCCAAAGUUGGAGCAACUUUACGUCGGAGCCCGUGUUUUAAUUCAGUCUCCAGAAGACGAACAAUGCUUCCUGCCUGGACUUUUGGCCGAGCUCCCCAGCAGAAAGAACCGCUUAAGGUUUUUGGUGUUUUUGGAUGAUCACACACCACUUUAUGUCAGCUUACCUUCACUUUUCCUCGUGUGCAGGCAAAUGGACGAGGCUGUAGGCGACCUUCCAGAUGGCCCACACAAGUGCUUCAUGGAACAAUACCUGAAGACUUGGCCGUAUCCCCACCUAACCCACUACAAAGAAGGGCAAAGCCUCAAUAUAGAGCUAGAUGGAGUCCAUCAGAAGUGUCAAGUUGAAUUGGUUGACUGCAGCUUGAUGAAGGUUGUUUUUCAGGAGAAUGGGGAGAAGGACUGGAUCCACCGAGGAUCCAUACGUCUGGAACACAUGUCCAAGUUCUUGGAGUUGAAGCAAAGUCGAGAAGCAAAGGCAGACGGCUCUGACCCGAAAUGACCUAUGAAUUGUCAUUAAGGAAAACAUUAAACUAUUUUAAAUAUUAAUUACCACAGGAAAUACAUGUUCCUUUCCAGGCCCUUGAUUAAAAACUGCCUCCUCACACAACAGAUAGCAGGUUUAAGCAUGUAAACUCCAGCUGGUAGUGAAAAGUGUAAAUAUGUUCACGUAUACUACGGUUGUUGCAUUUUACCAUUUUAAGUAUAUUUCCAAAUCUUUGUGCAUAGACACCAUACUUAGUUAGUUGUUGAAGAAAGGAAAAAUGUAAAAGUACCAGUUUGCUUUCUGAUAAAUGAUGUGACACCCUUAGCCCAACUGACUGAAAAUGUAUCCCCAUGAUUACAAAAUAGUUUUAUUGUGCAGGACAACACUUUGAUUUGAACUGAUUUUAUUUUAUUUUUUUAGGUUACACUUUAUUUUGUAUCCAAAAGUGUUCCUAAAUCAUCCCCCCAUGUAACAUUCAUGUAUAUAAGUGUCUGGUGCUUUCAUAAGUGGGGUACUUAAAGCGAAAUUCACAAUUUGAUCGACAUAAACAGAUAAUGCUUCUAUAGCAGUGGUUAAAUCACUAUGAUGUAAGCUUUCCUUUUUUGCCCUUUUUGUAUAAUGCCAAUUUGUUUUUGUCCUACAGAAUAUUUUUGUUGGACCGUUUUAGUUAAAGAUGAUUUUUUUUUUUUUUUUUACAUUAUUUUCACUAAUUUCUCUACAAACUUUGCUCACUAUGUCUAUUCUGUCAUGUAAGUUUUGUUUCGUUAUAAAAAGGAAAAAAAAAGUUUAAACAUGUGUUUUAGUUUAUGCUUUGUAAUUAGCUUUUGGGUUUUCUUUUUGUGUUUGAGUCCAGUCCAACACUAACAAUAAAUCCAGUGCACACGCCA
Molecule: messenger RNA, 2212 nt
Organism: Girardinichthys multiradiatus
Lineage: Eukaryota; Metazoa; Chordata; Actinopteri; Cyprinodontiformes; Goodeidae
Product: histone-lysine N-methyltransferase SETDB1-B-like
Exons: 9
Coding region: 69-1340 (423 amino acids)
Biological process (GO): heterochromatin organization; negative regulation of gene expression
Cellular component (GO): nucleus
Molecular function (GO): histone H3K9 methyltransferase activity
Source: RefSeq, a predicted model, not a curated record